AUGGCGUCCGUGGGGACAGCUUGGGGUCCGCCGACCCUAAGACUCCUGCGCUUCGCCGUGGCUACAACAGCGAAAGCUGUUCGUGCCUCGGUCGUGCAGGCGGUCAGGCCCCUCAAAGGUCAAUUACACUUGAUUCCCAUUCGGAAUGGGCUCGCUCGACGACACCCGAUUCACCCGUCCGCAAUCUUGAAACAGCAGAGACGCUUCUCUUCAAGACUCGCCAGGUCAGCCGCUCGAAAAGUCGAAAAUGUGGCACGCAGAUACUUCAGCUCCCAGCCCUCCGCUGCCCGAUCUCACGGUAUCGAUCGCUCCAAGAUCCCAUCAUCGAACACCUUGCGACGAGUAGCACAAUUCUCCGGCCGGGCUCCUUUUGCCACUACAUUGAGACCGAAUUUGACCGGCGGAGCGAUGCCCCGAACUGCUGGUGGCUAUAGCCUCGGAGGCGGUGCUCGGUACUUUUCCCAUACUCCGGCAGCCCCGGCCCAGGUCGUCCAGAACGUCUCGCAGGCCAUGAGAGGCUUCCUUCUCUCAGGACAGAAGCUUCGAUACGAUGGCCUCAACGGCCGUGGUGAGCGCCAGUAUCGCGCAGUCUCUGGUCUUGAGGACGACGCUAUGAACAAGCUUGCGGCCGUCCCCAAGUUCACCCCCGGCUCCUUCAUCGACUUCAAGCUCAGCCCAACGCUCACUGCUCUGAGCCCUCUGGCUGCUGCCAUCACUCAAGUGUCCGAGCUCUCCGGAUUGAAGGCCGAGGCUGUUGUAUCACCCACAAACCUCAACACUGAGGGCUUCCUUGAUGUCCUGUCGUCCGACUUUGGUCGUGCCCUCCAGGACCUGACGACGAUAUACGCCGACUUGCGUAGGUUGUCAAUUCUAGGCGAUCUCCCUAUAACGCAAGAAGGGAACGGCUCCCUCCGUGUUCGAUUCCCUGGUGUUGACGCGGAGACGGUCUGCCGUCUCUGCGAUGACAUUGGCAUCCAGCGUGGAGUGGUACGUCAGGAUCCGGACUUUGACCUGUCCGCCGGCGUACCCGUCGCGCUUAGGUUCCCAUUCGCUCCGGAUGCCGAAAAGACAUUGACAUCGCCGGGAGGUUCCGCUCGGUCUCUUACAGGACACGAAAUCGAGGAGAUUUCACUCUUUGGCGAUGACUCAUUCCUCCAAGAGGCCUUUGUCAUCGAAGAGAUUGCGGAGAAUCCAUGGCUCUCUGAACCGGAAGGUUACGAGAGCUUGUCUCCGCCGAUGAGCUCCGUAGAUCACUGCUCAACGGAAUUUGAGGGUCUCGAAGGCAUUUAUCGAUUCAUUGAGGAGUGUGAUCGUGCAAAGGCCAGGGUCCGCUAA
Molecule: messenger RNA, 1335 nt
Organism: Clonostachys rhizophaga
Lineage: Eukaryota; Fungi; Ascomycota; Sordariomycetes; Hypocreales; Bionectriaceae
Source: the annotation of a GenBank genome assembly